Messenger RNA from Plasmodium malariae, 1749 nucleotides. Its product is annotated as conserved Plasmodium protein, unknown function. The coding region runs from base 1 to 1749 and encodes 582 amino acids. The record is from RefSeq and is a predicted model, not a curated record. NCBI's taxonomy places the organism in Eukaryota, Apicomplexa, Aconoidasida, Haemosporida, Plasmodiidae. The transcript has a single exon.
AUGAAGCAGCUGCAAGUGAUUAAUUUUCUUUUUUGCAUUUUUGAAUAUUUUUUUUUUUUAAGUAAAUUAUGUAAGGGUCAAGUCAUAGUUCAGAAUAAUCUUAACAGAAAUGCGAUCAGUAAUACUAGUGAGCAUUUAAUUGAUACAUGCUUAGAAGUUAGUAACGCUAUAACUUAUUAUGAAGACGUACUAAAAGAUUAUAGCUACAAUAAAAAAUGCUUAAUUUAUAAAGAAAUAGGGAACUCUGUUUUAGAGGCAUACAAACUUAAUGAUCAUAAUUGUUAUAAAGCAAUUCAAAAACUUUUGUGCAAGCUAAAAUACUUGAAAGUAGAGAAUACCUCUGAUGAACUGGAUAACACGAAUGAUGAAGACGAGUUGAGGGAUAACUCAUACGAAAAUACCAGAGAAGCCAAUUUAAUCAUUUCGGAAGAGGAAAAGGAUAUGGAUAAAAAAAAUGAAAAAAGGGAGAAAAAUAAUAAAAACGAACAAAAUGGAAAACUUGAGCAAAAUGGCAAAAACGAACAAAAUAAGGACAGACUCCGAGCAGAAAAAUGCAACAGCACCAAGACUCUGUUCACUUCCUUACUAAAACGGUGCAGACAAAAAAUCAGUAGGGAUCCCUUAGUGCACUGUGCAUCCUUCGAUAAGGAAAAAAAUGUUAUUCUGGAUGGAGCGCUUUUUUGUGAAAGCUCUUACGAAAGAAAAAGUGUAGAAGAUUAUAACAUAACAAAAUCCGUUUAUGGGGAAAAUUAUAAAAAAAUUAUAAUUAAAACUUUUGAUUUUAAAAAUGAACAAAUGGAAGAUUGUUUAAAUAUGGUUAAUAUAUAUAAUAAUUGUUCAAUAGUUGAGAAAAGUAUAUUUAGCAAUAAAAAAAAAGAUACUGAUUUUUGCACAACAGAAAGAAGUGAAUAUUUUUGUCGUUAUAAAAUUGAAAAACAGAAUGAUAUGAAUUACAUAUACACAUGUUCAGAUAUUAUAUUACCAUAUUUAUUAAGUUCAAAGGAUGAAAAUAAGACAUAUGAUCAGUUGUGUAACAAUAUCAGUAAUUAUGUAAACCUUCUUAAAGAGAAAAAAAACUAUUAUUUAAAGAAAAAAAGAAAAUUAAAAGUAGAUACAAAAAAGGCUAAAUUCAUGAACAAAUUAUAUAAAAUAGUUGAAAACCUUUUUCAACUGUUAAAAGAGGAAUAUGAAAAAUAUGAUAUGCAAAUUAACAAUUUAUUCAACAAUUUAGAAAAGCUAAAAGAAGAAAAUAAAAUUAAAAAAGUUUUUUCCAAUGAUUACAUGGUGUUACAAUUAAAUAAGGUGAAUGAUGAUAUUACUAAUUUAGAGGGGAUGAUAAACAAUAUUGAGUAUCCUACAAUGAGCAAAAAUAAUGUUGCUGAAAAUAUUUCUAUUGUUCAUAAAACCAAAAAAUAUAUAGAAGAAUUACUAAAAAUUCAAAAAGACAUUUCUUCUACUUCAAAUAUUCUUAACGAAUAUUUUAGCAGCAAAAAUAAGGAUGAAUUAAAAGUUAUGUAUGGAAGUAAAUUAAAUUUCGAUGAACUGAAGAAACUGCAAAUGAAGCAUGAUCGAAUAAGUAAGUUGAUUAAAAGUUAUGCAGAAAGAAAUAGCGUCUGGGCUUCUCCAUAUGAGGAGUCGUUAAUUAAAGAUUUUAACAAGGAUAUGCAAAAUUUUGAUAACUUAACUGAAAUUUAUACGAGUCAAAUAUCUUUAUUAAUCCAAAAGGGCCUUCUGUCAGAGGAAAAGUAG